Messenger RNA from Fonsecaea multimorphosa CBS 102226, 1521 nucleotides. RefSeq lists its product as uncharacterized. The transcript is spliced from 4 exons. Lineage: Eukaryota; Fungi; Ascomycota; Eurotiomycetes; Chaetothyriales; Herpotrichiellaceae. The coding region runs from base 1 to 1521 and encodes 506 amino acids. The record is from RefSeq and is a predicted model, not a curated record.
AUGGCGCAAGGGCCGUCACCACAAGACAAAGACCCGGUGGCCUCCCAGGCUGGUGCUGAGCAACAAGAACAACAACAACAGUACCAAUUCAUCGCAGUGAGUCCAGGACGAGAGACCCGACCGAGCGCCGAGACUCGAAGGCUCGUCCACAGCCAUGCGCAGGCCAACUAUCGACGCCGCCAGGGCCCUCACCACCUGCAACGACGACAGCGCCAGACGACCUGGGAAGUGGAUGUGAGUCCCCUGUUGUCGAAAGACGAUUCGACAGCGGCACAGAAUACUAGUGGUGGUAUUACAUCGAGCACGGCGACCACGGCCGGCCAGUCUACAGGUGCUGUCGCUAUCAGCCCGGUGAGCCUGCUGGCCGCGAACCGGUCGGAUCCGUUUCAAUCGUUCGGCAUCGAGGCUGGUUCGAGGGCACAUCGUCUCUGGGACCAUGUGUACGACGGAACAUGUGCCAAAUUCCGCACCCUCAUCGACAUUGGAUUCAUCGAUCUUGUUCGAGAAACAAUCGCCGUCUCACAGAUGUUGUCUGCGUCCGCGUGGCAUCUGGUCCACUGGUGCCGAACUGAGGAUGACUCGGGGGAAGACGCGAGAUACGCAUUGAUUACGACACGGUCGCUGCAGCAGAGAUUGAACAAUCUGGCCACGGGCACGAGUGAUGAAGUGAUCACUACCGUUUUGGCCGCUGCUGCAUACGCGAACUUGAUCAAGCAGACCCAAAUCUUUCAAGUGCAUAUGGAUGGUCUUGCAAAGAUCCUCCACCAUCGCGGCGGAGAACAAACUUUGGAUUCUACCGCCGGCCUUAGGCUGUCGAUGUUCUGGAUAGAAACCAAUGGACGUUUUCUUCAGGAUGCCGCGCCACGGUACCGUCCACCAUACCGUCUCCUCGCUAGAAGAAGUAGACUCGACCUUGACAUGACUGACGUAAGCCUACUCUCGCAUGGAGAGAAUUUCGACACGCUCGAACAAAGCGAAGCGGUCCGGCACAUCUGUCAACAGUUGAGGCGACUGAACCACAUCAUGGACGAGGAGUGCACGAGGCGAGAUCUGUGGCACGAUAGUCCAUUUGCAGUCUUCCACGUUUCUCCCAUUUUGCACGACUGCCUCUCCAUCGCCCAUGGCACGUUGCGAGAUGAAAUCCAGCUACGUCAACGGGAGUGCUUUCGACUCGCCAGUAUUUUGUAUCUGUGUGAGAUUCGAGCCAAGUUUGACUUUGAACCUGGCGCCGGGAUGCUUUAUGGAACCAAGUUGCAGUUGAUGAUGGGAACAGAAGGCCUGCUCCCCCGAUGGGAAAGGUCCAAUAACGUGUUUCUUCUCUGGAUCCUCACCGUGGCCGCCUGCUCAGCGACUCUGUUUGACGAUCUGCGCACCCAAUUCGUUUCUCGGCUUGCGGAGUGCAUUCACGCGGCUGGUAUCGCCAACGUUGACGACUUCUGCAGCAUCAUCUAUGAUUUCACCUGGAGCCGCGGUGCUUUUGGACCGGCAUUGAGUUCGUUAGCUGGCACAAUAAGACUUUGA